Messenger RNA from Musa acuminata AAA Group (dessert banana), 1988 nucleotides. Its product is annotated as cytokinin dehydrogenase 4-like. Gene Ontology annotation, biological process: cytokinin metabolic process. Gene Ontology annotation, molecular function: cytokinin dehydrogenase activity; FAD binding. The record is from RefSeq and is a predicted model, not a curated record. The coding region runs from base 45 to 1685 and encodes 546 amino acids. The transcript is spliced from 4 exons. NCBI's taxonomy places the organism in Eukaryota, Viridiplantae, Streptophyta, Magnoliopsida, Zingiberales, Musaceae.
UCCUUCCUCCUUCCUCCUGCCACUUCCACUGCUCUCUCCAAACCAUGCAUUACUUCCUUGAGCUCUUCGUCGUGUUGGUCCUCGGCAGCGUCGCCAUGCAUGUGUCCGACCCCGGCGUAGCUUCCUCCCUUGAAUCGCUUCGGAUCGACGGCAACUUGAGCUUCCAUGACGUCUCCCUCGCCGCGAGGGACUUCGGGAACCGGUACCGGCUGUUGCCGUCGGCGGUGCUGCACCCGGGCUCGGUGUCGGACGUGGCGGCCACGGUGAGGCACGUGUUCAGGAUGGGAUCGGGGUCGAAGCUCACCGUCGCAGCCCGAGGCCACGGGCACUCGCUGCAGGGGCAGGCGCAGGCCGACGGCGGGAUCGUGGUUCGCAUGGAGAACCUGCGCGGAUGCGAGACGAAGGUGCACGACGGUGAGCAGCCGUAUGUGGACGCCUCUGGGGGGGCGUUGUGGAUCAAUGUUCUGCUUGAAUGCCUCAAGCAUGGCCUGGCGCCCAAGUCGUGGACCGACUACCUUCACCUCACCAUCGGAGGGACGCUGUCCAACGCCGGGAUCAGCGGGCAGGCGUUCCGGCACGGCCCCCAGAUCAGCAACGUCCACCAGCUGGAGAUCGUCACUGGAAAAGGCGAGCUGCUCAACUGCUCGGCCGAAGAGAACGCUGAUCUCUUCUAUGCUGCUCUCGGAGGCCUCGGCCAGUUCGGGAUCAUCACCAGAGCCAGGAUUGCGCUUGAACCUGCACCGAAGAUGGUGAAGUGGAUUCGAGUGCUGUACUCUGACUUCGCCGGCUUCACAGAGGACCAGGAGAUGCUGAUAUCAUUGAAGGAGACCUUCGACUACAUCGAAGGCUUCGUGAUCAUAAACAGGACGGGACUUCUCAACAAUUGGAGAUCAUCGUUCAACCCACAGAACCCUGUUCAAGCCAGUGAGUUCGACUCCGACGGCAGGAUCCUGUUUUGCCUGGAGAUGACGAAGAACUUCGACCAAGACAACGCCGAGAUCGUGAACCAGGUAAAGUUACUCGACACCACAUCGCCUCCCAUGCACGUCCGAAUUGGAUCAUCCCCUCAAAAGUCUAGUCCUCCUCCUCCCCUGUGGCUGCAGCAAGUCGAAGCUCUGCUGUCCAAGUUGAGGUACAUCCCGUCCACCCUCUUCCAGUCGGAGGUCUCCUACCUCGAGUUCUUGGACCGAGUUCACGUCUCCGAGGUGAAGCUGAGGUCCAAAGGCCUGUGGGAAGUCCCACACCCAUGGCUCAACCUUCUCAUACCAAGAACCAGGAUCAGAGAUUUCGCAGCACAAGUCUUCGGCAAGAUUCUCCCGGACAGCAACAACGGCCCCAUCCUCCUGUACCCACUCAACAAAUCCAAGUGGGACAACAGAACAUCAGCAGUCAUUCCAGACGAGGAGAUCUUCUACCUGGUGGCCUUCCUGUCCUCAGCACCAUCUUCCUCGGAUCACGACAGCUUGGACCGCGCGUUAAAGCAGAAUGAUAGGAUCUUGGACUUCUGCAAGCAGGCAGGCAUCAGGAUGAAGCAAUACUUGCCAUACUACACCAUGCAGGAAGAGUGGAGAGCCCAUUUCGGUGACAGAUGGGAGGAUUUUGCUCGGAGAAAAGGCGUUUACGAUCCUCUCUACAUUCUUGCGCCUGGACAAAGGAUCUUUCAGAAGGCGGUGCGGUCCUCGUGACGAUGGCCUCGGCGCAGCGCCCGCAGCUCAUCUCGUACAGGAAGAACUGCCACAGAUAGUUACUCCGAUACAAGACCUUCUUCUCAGCUUGAAACGAAGCCAUCCAUUAUGAAGACCUGCACAAAUGUGGCAUCAGCAACUUGGCAUGUAAUGAACCAUGGAUUUGCCACAAGGCAUCAGUUUCUUGCUUCAAGUAUAGAAGGGAAAGAAAACAUAUCGCAGAUGAUGUACAUUUUGUCAGCUAAGGAAAAUAUCAUUUCUGUUGUGUAAUGAAAUCGGCAUAUUAACUUGGAGUUAGUAUUA